Molecule: messenger RNA, 1919 nt
Organism: Morus notabilis
Lineage: Eukaryota; Viridiplantae; Streptophyta; Magnoliopsida; Rosales; Moraceae
Product: tubulin-folding cofactor C
Exons: 3
Coding region: 114-1211 (365 amino acids)
Biological process (GO): tubulin complex assembly; post-chaperonin tubulin folding pathway
Cellular component (GO): cytoplasm
Molecular function (GO): tubulin binding
Source: RefSeq, a predicted model, not a curated record
UUUAAGCUCAGUUUUGGGUUUUUCACAAAAUCACGCCUCCUUCCCUUCCUCGCCUUCUUGUUCUCCCGCGCAGACCAAAAUCUGAACCAGCCACGCUUACCUUCGUUGCAACAAUGGCGGACGAAGAAGACGCUCUCUCAUCAAACCCUAACGAGGCUCCAAACCACUCGGAAGAAUCCCGGCAAAGGAAGCACGCUGCGCUGCUUGAACGCCUCGCGAAUCGCCACCAGACUCGUCUCGAGAACUCCCUCACCCGCCGAUCCGCUGAUUCUGACUCGUCCUCAUCGUCCCCUUCCUUCGAGUCGACCUCUUCCUUCCUCUCUCGCUUUGCCGAUUCCAAGCGCUCCAUCGAGUCCCGAAUCGCCCAGUGCCGACUCACCCCAACCUCCGAGUCGACUCAGCUCAAAUCUAACCUGGACAGCAUCUCCGCCUCCAUAUCCGAUCUCGAGAAGCUCGUCGCCGAGAACUCCUACUUCUUGCCGUCGUACGAGGUCCGAUCCUUGCUCAAAGCGAUCUCCGAUCUGAAACAGAGCCUUGAGAGUUUGAGCUCCGAGUUGGUCCCGAAGAAGAAAUUCAUCUUCAAGAACAAAGCGGCGAAGAAAGAGAAAGCUCCAAUUUUCGAUUCAAUGAAAGAGAAGGAACCUGAAACCGACAAGCCUGCGAAGGUCGGUUUCACCGUUCCGGAAUCGCCUGGGUUUCGGAACAAGACCGGCGAGGUUUUGGUGAGAGAAUUCAAGGGAUCGGAGAUCGGAGAAUUCACGAUUUCGGACCUUGAUUCGUGCGAGGUGAGGCUGAUUGGCUGCGUCAGAGCGUUGUUUGCUCACCGGCUUCGGAACUGUCGAAUCUUCGGAGGCCCUGUGUCGGCUUCAAUCCUGAUUGAGGGAGCUGAGGAUUGCGUGUUCGUAAUCGCAUCGCAUCAGAUUCGCAUUCACCAUGUGAAAGCAAGCGACUUUUAUCUCAGAGUCAGAAGCAGGCCGAUAAUUGAGGACACUACCAAUGUGAGAUUCGCACCUUAUUGUUUAAGCUAUGAAGGGAUUGAUGAAGAUCUUAAGAGUGCCGGGCUUAAUGAGGAGACAGGGAAUUGGGCCCAUGUGGACGAUUUCGGGUGGCUGCGGGCAGUUCAGUCGCCGAAUUGGUCGAUUUUACCGGAAAAUGACAGGAUUGGGUUGAUUAAGAUUUCAGAUCCGAAUAAAGGAGCAGAGAAAAUCUAGUGUUGUGUUGAAGUUUGAGUUUGGUCAAUUUUGUUGCCCCUAAUGAGUGCUCAGAUUGUUUGUCUCUGAAAUGGCUCGUUCAGUUAUGAGAGUUCAGGCAUUUCCAAAUUUUACUUCUACUGAGCAAGAGUAUCUCCAUCGGCUAUUUAGUCAGGAGGAAUUUGAAUCGUUGUCUUGAAACACAGGUAUUUCUUCUUCAUGAUGUUGCUUUGUAAUGUUAUUACAUAUGUAUUUGUGCAUAAGAACUCUCACAUAAUUUGCGGUUGUAUGCAGAGUUCUUUUUUUUUCUUUUUCCUUUUGUCUUCUUAAUCUUGAUGCUUACAAAUUUUUAAUGCGCUACAAUGAAAAAUAGUAAGAUGAUGCACAAAAAUAGUUUCAAGUGCAUAAACCGACAUGGAGUUCAUUUGUGGUAUUUGGUUCGCACGCUGUGCUACUGUUCUUGUUGCACAGACUCUGUUGUGUUGAUCCAUUAUCAUGCAUAGCAUAAGGAAAUAGAUUUCGAUUUUACGACAGAGAAAAGGUUAUGCAGAGUAGCUUAUGGGUUUGACAUGUCUCCAUGGAGCAUAUUGUCGAUUUUGUCACAAAGAGUAUUGACACUCGUCAUCUUAAAUAGUAAGAUCACUGUUCAGAGUCCAGAUAAAUAGAUAAUGCAGAAAAGGAUCUAAUCCAAAAAAAAAAAAAAAAAAUUGUCUCAACCAAUUCCAACCG